Molecule: messenger RNA, 3160 nt
Organism: Ananas comosus (pineapple)
Lineage: Eukaryota; Viridiplantae; Streptophyta; Magnoliopsida; Poales; Bromeliaceae
Product: pentatricopeptide repeat-containing protein At3g22690-like
Exons: 1
Coding region: 791-2929 (712 amino acids)
Biological process (GO): RNA modification
Molecular function (GO): RNA binding; protein binding
Source: RefSeq, a predicted model, not a curated record
AAUUGAAAUUCGGCCAUCAGCCAAGUGUUGAUGGUGGUUUUCUGCCAGUUUCACUAGGGUUGAGAGUUAGUCUGCUCCCAGGGAGGCCCAACCAAAAUUUCGGCUUCUUGACAAGCUAGCUCUGACUCUGCCGUCGAACAAUCUGGAUCUCCUUUCAUUCCAUUUUGAAAAUUUUCCAAUUUUCUGUUUCUUUUUCUUUGAAGGGCAAGUUUGAGUUGCUUCCGGAGCUUCCUCCAACCACCGUAUCAGCUCGAUUGUUCAAUUUGUUCGAUGGCCCGUUAUAAGGUUUUAGUCUGGCCAUCGCCAGCAUACUUGUGCAUGUGUGCGCACAGAAUUUUUCACUUUUUUUCCUCUUAUUAUUGUUCUAGCUGGCUCCAACCGAGCAUAUGAAAAGUCGGCAUCGUAAAACCCAGAAUUGCCGGAUUCGUGCAAUGGUCAUUGAUAGAGUCGGUGGUAGGACGAUUCGAGAUGCCGAACGCUGCGGAGUUCCUCAAAACAGAGUCGUUGACGGAGACCUCUAAUUGCCGACUUCAAUUACGACCAACUUGCCGUGGCUCAUAACGCUCACUUCACAAAAUUGUUCCUCAAGUCGGCGGCGACACACCCGCAGACGCCGACUUCUAUUAAAAGCCAAGGGCUUCGUCCUUCCUCUAGCUCCUCUUCCACCCCAACCAUGUCCUUCGUUUUGCUCUAAUUUUCCGAAACUUUAAAAGCUCUUCACUAUCACACCACCUAUUAAAUAUCCCCUAUUCCCCAAUGAACAUUACUUUCUCUUUACCACCCACAGUACAUGCGCUACUUAUACUUCCAACCAAAGCCCACUCCCAAGCCAUGGACUCAUCCCCACCUCCAGAAGCUCGUCUCCCUCCUCGACCACUUCUCCACGAAGCCGCAGCUUCUCCAGAUCCACGCCCAAAUGAUCCGCACCAACCUCGCGUCCAACACCUUCCUAAUGAGCCGAAUCAUCGCUUUCCUAACCUCCCCUUCGGCCGAAUCCAACAUGGUCUAUGCCCGCCGCGUGUUCGAUCAAAUUCCCCACCCAAAUUUGUUCCUUUGGAACUCCACGAUCAGGGGUUACACCCAUCACGGUGCUCCCGAUGAAGGAUUAUGUGUCUAUAGAUUGAUGCUGCGUAGAUGCGCUUCUCCCGAUAGCUACACCUACGCCGUCGUAGCGAGCGCCUGUGCACGGCUUAGUAGCUUCCCGACUGGCCGGGCGGUUCACGGCAUGGUUUGCAAAAGCGGUUUCGCGGCGGACAUGUUUGUCGCGUCCGGUUUUGUCAACUUCUACGUCGUUUGUGGGGAGAUCGCACUCGCGAGAGACGUGUUUGACGAAAUGCCUCACAGAGAUGUCGUCUCUUGGACGUCGAUGUUGUCCGGCUACGCUUAUAUGAAUAGGUGGGAGGAUGCUUUAUGUCUGUUUAACGAGAUGAAGUUGGCGGGUGUUGAGCCCAACAAGGUCACGAUCGUGAGCUUGCUCUCGGCAUGUCGGUUGUCGAGAGACAUCGAUAGAGGGAGAUGGGUUCUCUCCCAAAUUGCCGAAUGCGGAACCAAUUUCGACGUAGAUGUUGGUAACUCCUUAAUAAGCAUGUACGCAAAGUGCGGUUGCAUGUCGGAAGCUUUAAAGGCUUUCAAGGACAUGCCUUCGCGAUGUACAACGACUUGGAAUGCUUUAAUCAGCGGUUUUGUUCAGAACGGACUUCACGAGGAAGCGCUAUCUAAAUUCGAGCUAAUGCUAGAUUCUAACUCGAAGCCGGAUGAGAUUACUACAGCAAGUGCUCUUACAUCCUGUGCUCACUUAGGCGAUCUUCAAAAGGGAAAGUUUCUUCACUCUUAUAUAAAGGAUCACAAGAUUGUUUGCGACACCCCGCUUCAAAAUGCCUUGCUGAAUAUGUACGCGAAGUGUGGAGAACUAGCAAUGGCCGAGUCCAUCUUCCGCAAGAUGCCACAAAGGGAUGUUUUCUCUUGGACGGCUAUGAUAUGCGGUUAUGUGCAAGGAAAUCGGUUUACGAAAGCCUUAGACCUCUUCGAAGAGAUGAAGUUUUCGAAUGCGGAAGCUAAUGAAGUGACGUUGGUUACUCUACUCUCCACUUGUUCCCAGCUCGGGGCUCUCGACAAAGGGAGAGAGAUUCACGUGUAUAUAGAGGAGAACAACGUGACGAAAGACGCGUGCCUCGAAAAUGCGUUGAUUGAUAUGUAUGCAAAGUGUGGUUGCAUCGAUGUCGCGUGCCGAAUCUUCAACAAUAUGCCUAACAAAGAUAUAUUUUCAUGGAACGCGAUGAUCGGAGGGCUUGCAAAUCACGGAAACGGGAGCGACGCAAUAGAGGUUUUCAACAAAAUGCUUAAAAUCGGGGAUGUGAAGCCGGAUACAGUAACUUUGACGGCUGUUCUCGGCGCGUGUGCCCACGCCGGAAUGGUUCGCGAGGGAUUCUACUUCUUCGAGACUAUGCCUAAACUAUAUGGUAUUAUUCCUGAACGGGAGCACUAUGGCUGCAUGGUGGACCUAUUGAGCCGAGCCGGGCUGAUAGACCAAGCGCAAGAUUUUAUCGCCAGAAUGCCACUAGAGGCCAACUCGGUGAUGUGGGGGUCGCUUCUCGCAGCUUGUCGGUUACGCGGUAAGACGGAAUUAGGAGCGAGAAUUGCAGAGCGAGCCAUUGACUCGGUGCGUGAUGACGAGGGAGCGCAUGUUCUCGUAUCGAACUUAUAUGCGCAAGCCGGUCGAUGGGAUGAUGUGAAGAGGGUGAGGACACUGAUGGGGAGUAAAGGGAUCGAAAAGUCCCCCGGAUUUAGUUCCAUUGAAGUGAAUGGUGUUGUUCAUGAGUUCCUUGUUGGAGAUAGAAUUAUCCAUGAAAAUGAGGCAAUCUUUUCAUGCUUGAUGGCCCUGCACUCCAAUCUGAAGCACAUGUUUGUAAAAAUGUGUGAUGUCUCGUAGUGAUGGUUUUCGGCUAUUUUUUGAUUUCAUGGCCAAAUUCCAGCUUGUUUAUAGCUUCUCUCUCACUCUGAUCUGAUUUGUGAUUAUUGCCCAUGUAUUUUUUUUUGUUCCCAAUUGAGGAGUAACACUAUGCUAAAAUCUCCUCUUUUGCUAUACAAUUGUGAUUGGUUGUAUGCAGAUGCCACUGGUAAAUGAUGCUAAAUUAUGAGAUAUUUUGAUGAAAUUUAUUCA